GUGAACUAUCCCUUUAAAUUUAACCAGUGCAACCAUGUUGUCACAAUUCUUCGACACAAAGGGAGUGGAUCUGCCAUCCCUUCCCCCAUCACCACCACCACCAUCAUCAUCAUCAUCACCGCCGCACCAGUGAACACCAGGCUCGGUACAUCAGUUCACCGUGAUGGCAAAUGAAUUCCCAAAAAACAGAGAAGCAACUGCCAACUCACGCCAUGCCAACCUCACGUCGUCUCUAGACCUGAGCACGUCCCUAGAUCACAGUGUGCAGACGCGGAUCUUUAAAAUCAUUGUCAUCGGAGACUCAAAUGUGGGCAAGACCUGUUUAGCCUUCCGCUUCACCGGCGGAGCCUUCCCCUGUAAGACUGAAGCCACCAUCGGCGUGGAUUUCAGGGAGAAAGCCGUGGAGAUCGAGGGCGAGAAAAUAAAGGUACAAGUAUGGGACACAGCGGGCCAGGAGCGCUUUCGGAAGAGCAUGGUGGAGCACUACUACCGCAAUGUGCAUGCUGUCGUAUUUGUAUACGACGUCACAAAAAUGGCCUCAUUCCAGAAUCUAAAGACCUGGAUUCAGGAGUGCAACGGGCACAGGGUGUCAUCCUCGGUGCCUCGUGUUCUGGUGGGUAACAAAUGUGACCUAGUUGACCAGAUCCAGGUCCCUUCCAACACUGCCCUCAAGUUUGCCGAUGCCCAUAGCAUGCUACUGUUUGAAACAUCAGCCAAAGAUCCCAAGGAGAGCCAGAAUGUGGACUCCAUUUUCAUGUGCCUGGCGUGUCGUCUAAAAGCCCAAAAGUCCCUGAUCUACAGAGACGUGGAGAGAGAAGACGGCAGAGUGAGGCUGACACAUCAGCCCGACCCUAAGAGUAACUGCCCGUGUUGAGGACCUUAAACUGUGAAAUUAUUAAGAUUGAUAAUUCACAAUGCAAGGAUGUGCCUGCAACUAAUUUUAGUUACAUUAUGACCGCUGCUCCAUGAACUGUUUGUUUUUUGAGUGUGCUUAUCUAUCAUGUUCUUUUUUUCAAUUACACCAUCACUAAAAAGGCAAAUCCCACAAAACCUGUCAAGAACAUGUUCAAGUCAUCUCAAAAUCAAAAGAAAGAAAUGAGAAAUGACAUUUUGCUGACAGAAAAUGAUGCCUAUUAAUGACAAUUAAGCACACUUUCCCCAUUACUGCAAUGAAAAUCAUUACCGUAAUGCAAAAUAUUUAUAUAUAUGUACUUCCUUUCAUUUAUGCUGAUUUAAAUAAAAAAAUUGUAUUACAGUAGUGAAACUCUAAUGACAAUCAGUUUUAAAAACAUCUAAACU
This is a messenger RNA of Sinocyclocheilus anshuiensis, 1299 nucleotides long. Its product is annotated as ras-related protein Rab-33A-like. The record is from RefSeq and is a predicted model, not a curated record. Gene Ontology annotation, biological process: Rab protein signal transduction. Bases 164 to 874 code for a protein of 236 amino acids. Gene Ontology annotation, molecular function: GTPase activity; GTP binding. The transcript has 3 exons. NCBI's taxonomy places the organism in Eukaryota, Metazoa, Chordata, Actinopteri, Cypriniformes, Cyprinidae.